AUGUUUUCGUCACGUUACCGAAGUACAUUCACGCAAGAAACCUACGUUCCGGCGUUGCCUUCGUCGGUAACAUUUCCGUGGCGGCGGAAAAACCGUCGCCGAACCAGGGCCCAACGAAAGCAGUCUAAUGCCAGGCAACAGCAGAUGUGUUUGGAAAUGCUGAGAGACGCGAUGUUGGUCGCUGUUUCUGGGCUUCCAGAUGGAAUUUCUCGCUUUAUUGCAAAAUAUGGGGAAUCGAGCUCCGGGAACCAUCAGGCAGCGGCUCUUCAAAUAACAAGGAACUCGAAACUGAGAGAUGUGUUCGGAGUGGAGCGUCCCGAAGAAGAUCGUGCAGUUCAGGCAGUCAACCGCCCGUCGUCCGCGUACGCUUUGAUCCGAACUCCUCCAAGAGAGGAAGAAAUGGAACCAGUCAAGCUGGAGUUGCCGUCUGAAGAAGAAGUAGAACCGAGGCACAAGUCCAAGAAGAAGGAUAAGAAGCGGAAGAAGAAGAAGAAGAGCAAACGAGGCGAUGAGGAAUCUGGCGAGGAGAGAAAUUCGAGGAAGCGAAAGAAGUCUCGCAGAUCCAGUGAGAGUAGUGACGACUCAGAGCCGCGCUCGAAGCACAGAGAAUCGCGCAGGUCGAAGAAGAGUCAUCGAAGGAGUCGAUCUGGCGAGCGACACAAGAAAUCGGAUCGAUUAGAAAAGGGCAUUGGAUUGCCUUUCAGAGGUUUCAGGUUUUUCAGUGAAUCUGUUCACAUGCGGAGUGGUGGGCGCAAGGAAAGUCAUAGAAGCCGUGAACAUCGACACAACAAGGGGCAUGAGGAUGAUGAGCAAGCUGUUGGGAUUUGCGCUUCGCCGGGCGACGAUGUGAAAAGGUCGUCGAACGAACGAGAGGAAGCCCUCAGCGAAUAUCCUAAACUGGCCGACUACUCGGACACGGAUUCCAAGACCUCAUUGCCGGAAGUAGAAGGAAAAAACCCGGGCGGAAUAGUAGAAAAGCGACGAUCUUCCCCCAACGCAUCUUGCAAACGAUGUCGCGGAAAAGCGUUCAGUCCGGAGUCCUUGAACGAGUCUGGAACGACCAGGAAACGUCGCAUAAGCCAAACCUCCGAAGAGUUCUCACUGGAAACUUACUGCGAACGGUUCAACAAGUGUCAGACAGACGCCUCCACGAUAGCAUUCCAUACUGCUUUGUUUCCUGGGUUGAAUUAUCCGGAAACGGGGAGAAAGUACGUGGUGCAGGACGGUUGCAUCCGUUGUUCUUCGGCUUUGAGCGAUUCGAAUGAACCUACGGAAGAUUCCGAGGAAUAUUUGUGGAAAGAAGUUGCCCUCGAAGGCCCUCAAACUUCGGGAAAGAACAAAAGAAGCUCUCGAAGUCCUAGUGUCGAAAAAGCAUCCUUGCCUGGCGAUCAUUUGACUGGUGGAGUUGAAAAUUCGGAUUCCGAAAAGGCGGAUACCGCCGCGAUUGUUCAGCAAGUCGCAGAAUCUUAUUUUGCGCGGAUCAGAAGUCAAACUCGGCAACCUACUCCGGAACGGAAUGAUGACUCCGAUGAAGAAAUACUCGUCGAAAGUGUGAAAAGAUCGAUUUCAAGAACUCCCCCUCGCGGUUACCAGAGGUCUUCACGAGCUUCACGAAGAAGCAGAGGAAAGUACGACUCGUCGUCGGAUUCGGAUUCCGAUUCUACUUUAUCACGAUCCGUGUCGUUAUCUGGAUCAGUGUCUUCUGCUUCGUCUCGCUCUUCGUCGGCGUCAUCUUUUCGAGGCUCGCCCUCAUUUAGAGAGGCGCGAAGGAUAACUAGCGCACGCAAACUACCGGUGAUUUACCGUCGAUCAUCCAGAGCUUCAUCAAGAUCUUCUAGGUCCCGAUCACCGUCUCCGGUUCGCACCAGGCGUCGCUCUGCGUCGUUGGAGGCUUCUGCCGUUGUUGCUAGGUGUCGCCGGCGGGGACUCACGCGACUAGAUCCGUUUGGAAUGAAAGUCAUGCCUCCAUUUAGAAUUUGAGUAUAGAUCUUUGCCUCGAUGUCAAUUUUUCGAGUUUUUGCCGGCUUUUUCUUUACGCUCACGAAAAUCUUAUGUGAUGAUUUUUUUUUUUCGGAGAAGAAAGUGUCUCCGGAAUGGUAUUGACUAGGUCGCGCUGUUCGAAUUGGCUUUGGGAUUGUGUUGAAGUAACGUUUGAUCUCGCGCGUGGCCGCUGAUUGUUUUUUUGUUUUUUUCCCUCGCCAUUGCGACUUGAGUUUCCCAUUCGAUGUUUGUGCUUGAAGGUUUGUGAGCGGUAAUCCAAGAUCUCCAAGGUUUCAUUCCGUUUUCCCGGACGUGAAUGUUGAUGUCAUUGGCUCGGUGUUACCCUAUUGGGAAAAAUAUCCAAUCUAGCGAAAUACAGUGGAAAGGUUUUGAUUAUAAA
Notodromas monacha is the source of this 2380-nucleotide messenger RNA. The record is from the annotation of a GenBank genome assembly. Lineage: Eukaryota; Metazoa; Arthropoda; Ostracoda; Podocopida; Cyprididae.